Phymastichus coffea is the source of this 2538-nucleotide messenger RNA. RefSeq names its product BTB/POZ domain-containing protein 1-like. Lineage: Eukaryota; Metazoa; Arthropoda; Insecta; Hymenoptera; Eulophidae. Gene Ontology annotation, biological process: neurogenesis. The record is from RefSeq and is a predicted model, not a curated record. Bases 461 to 2122 code for a protein of 553 amino acids. Gene Ontology annotation, cellular component: cytosol; P-body. Gene Ontology annotation, molecular function: protein binding. The transcript has 7 exons.
GACAACACUGUAAUCGCUCACAGUCCAUACUAGCUCAGAGUGUGUGUUCUGUGGGUAUGUUGUAUUUAAACGUCAAUAAUUAUUAAUUCGCGAAAAAAAGAAAUAAAAAUACUCUCGUUUUAUAUGUACUCUAGCCGCUGUCCUAAAUAUAGUGAACAGGAUCUGUCAGUCUUGACGUGUGAUAAAUAUUGCAUUGUCCAACGAAUAGUAUUAUGUUAGGUAUCGAAAAAGUAUUAAAGAAACGUUCGCGGGUGUGAUGAGGAUGAAGUAUUUUCGUAACAAACAGUAACGAACAAGAACGUCUUUACACGAUAGAAGAUUGAAAAUCCGUAAAUCAAAGCGGAAAACGUUCGAAAAUCAUAUACAAUGCAAAGUAAAAAGUACUUUUGAUUUGCGUUUGUUGUCUGGAUUGAGCUUGAGGAGUCUUUGGCAAUUGAUUCUGAAAAAGCUGCGCUCUAAAAUGUCAUCUGAAGGUCCCUUAGAUAAUAUUCAAAGUUCUACAAUAAGGUUGUGUAAUCUUCGCUUGAACAAUGAAGAGGUCGAAGAUGUUGCUGCAGGAGGUGAAGCUGAAAAUGCUGAAGCCUUCAAUGACUCACCACAGAACAUGCAACCAGCUGGUAACAUUGUAUUGAAUAGAGCUAGACGAGCUCUUACCUUUUCGUGUGAUGAGGAACAAGUAAAUGUUCGUGCUGGAGAACCAUCUACCUCUAAUUGUGAUAACAGACCACCAAGUAACUCAGCCAAUAUUGCCAGACCAGAAGCAAGAGCACGCACCAGUAUUCCGGUAGAAAAUGGACAAUCUAGUUUUACAGCAUCAUCAACCUAUAAUUGGCAAGGGACAAAAGCAACUAUGCGAGAGAGAUUCACUUUUCUCUUCAACAAUGAAACACUUUCAGAUGUAAAAUUUAGAGUUGGAAGAGGUACACAGCAACGUGUUAUUCCAGCCCAUAAACUAGUCCUAUCAUCUGGCAGUGCAGUAUUUGAUGCUAUGUUUAAUGGAACAUUAGCAACUUCAUCCAAUGAAAUCGAAGUACCUGAUGUAGAACCAGAAACAUUUUUGGCUGUGUUACUAUUUCUUUAUACUGAUGAAAUAUUCAUCAAUCCUGAUACGGUUAUGACAACCCUUUAUACAGCUAAGAAAUAUGCAGUAUCUUCAUUGGAAAAACAUUGUGUGGAUUAUUUGAGAAGCAACUUAACAACUGACAAUGCAUUUUUGCUACUUGCACAAGCUCGACUAUUUGAUGAACCUCAACUUGCCGCUGUUUGUCUUGACACAAUUGAUAAGUUCACAACUGAUGCAUUAGGUGCUGAUGGAUUUACUGAUAUUGACAUUGAUACUUUAAUUACUGUAUUAGAACGCGAUACUUUAAGAGUUAGAGAACUGAAGAUUUUUCAAGCAGUAGUAAGAUGGUCAGAAGCAGAAUGUGUUAGACAACAGUUACCAGUUACACCGGAUAACCAGAGAUCGGUUUUAGGUAGAGCUAUUUCUUUAGUACGUUUCCCUUUAAUGUCGAUGGAAGAAUUUGCAAGUGGACCAGCACAGUCUGGACUGUUGACUGAUAGAGAGAUUGUCUCAAUAUUCUUAUAUUUUACGCUUAAUCCUAAACCGCGAGUCGGAUUUGAAGCCAUGCCACGUUGUCUGAUGAUGGGAAAGGAGCAAACUGUUUGCCGCUUUCAACAAACCGAAAGUCGAUGGGGUUAUAAUGGUACCAGUGAUCGAAUAAGAUUUAGUGUCGAUAGAAGAAUCUUUCUCGUUGGAUAUGGAGUUUACGGCAGUGUUUUCGGACCAGACGAAUACGAUGUUGUGAUUGAGCUUAUCCACACUGCUUCGUUAAAAGUUAUUGCUAAAAAUUCAACAAGUUUCAGCUGCGACGGAUCCAAUUAUACUUACCGUUUGAUAUUUAAAGAGCCAGUAGAAAUAUUGCCAAAUACUAUUUACACGGCCUCCGCUACUUUUGACGGGCCAGAUAGUCAUUACGGAUCAAAAGGACUUAGAAGAGUUACGGUAGACUGCGGUCCUAAAAAUGGUAAAGUGAAAUUUUCAUUCAACUAUGAGGCUGGUGAUAAUAACGGGACAUCGAUUGAAACUGGACAGAUUCCUGAACUCAUUUUCUAUACAUAAUAAAAUCGUUAAUAUUAAGGCACAUUCCUUUGAAGUUAACACACACACAAACACACAUACACACGCGCGCGCGCGCGCGCACACAUUUUGAAUUACUUUAUUAAGGAAAGUGAUGAGAUAACGAUCACCUGUAAUUCAACUUGGAUAUUCGUUGAAGAGAAACACAUUAUUCUAAUUGUUGAUGUUUAGCUCAACAACUAUCUCUCGUCAAACAUCACAUUUUCGUUUUUCAUCCUUUAUAAGUACACAUAAUUGUGGUAUGUUGAAUUUCGUGAUUUAUUAAAUAAUCAAAUGAUAAUUAUAAAUUGUACAUUGAAUUUUAAUUUUCAUACGUAUAUAACGUCAAAUAAUAUUCAAAAUAUUAUAUAUUAUCAAUUAUUAUCAACUUAGAAUGAAAAAUAAAUAAAACUAACGAG